UACAAAUAAUGUUGGGUAAUGCUAAUAGUCUCUGCUCUGCAACAUGCCAUUGGAUAGAAUUGUAUAUUUCUCACUUGUUAUACAUCAGGCCAUUCACAGUGGGGUUAGAAAGCAUGUACAGUUUGGCACAGAAAAGCAUUCAAUUGAAACCAAUGGCCUCUGCACAUAAGUUGAUGGGGCUUAUAAUUGAAAUUCUUGGGGAAAAUACUGAGGUUGUUUUAGCAGAAUGCUUGAAAGGAUUUGGUCCUUGGAUGGUUGCCCAUGCCAUAGAGUUGUUGACUGCUGGGACUGACCAUGCAGAAAUGUGUUGUUAACUUUUUUAACGUAAG
Molecule: messenger RNA, 329 nt
Organism: Hibiscus syriacus
Lineage: Eukaryota; Viridiplantae; Streptophyta; Magnoliopsida; Malvales; Malvaceae
Product: nuclear pore complex protein NUP85-like
Exons: 4
Coding region: 9-314 (101 amino acids)
Biological process (GO): positive regulation of DNA-templated transcription; mRNA export from nucleus; protein import into nucleus
Cellular component (GO): nuclear pore outer ring
Molecular function (GO): structural constituent of nuclear pore
Source: RefSeq, a predicted model, not a curated record